AUUGAUGAAAAUAUUUGUGUACAAUUUUGUUUCCCGCAUAGCUUGUGUCAUUGUGUGACAAAACGCAGAUAGGUUGAAGAAAGAAAAGCGAAGUGAGAGCGAGGGUUACAAUGUUGGGUGACGCCACGAACUGGAACGAAGACUUGUACAGAGAAACCGUAUUAAAGGAAAGAGAAAUUCAAACCCAAACCGUUUUCAGAACUGCUUGGUCCCCCUCUCAAUCUCAAACCCCUAAUCUCAACUCUCUCAUCGUCGCCUCCAGCGACGGUUCCAUCGCCUCUUACUCCAUCGCUUCCACCAUCUCUGCUUCCAAGCUCAAAAAUCCAUUUGGUUUAAUCAAUGCUGAUACGGAUAGUUUAUUGGCUGAGCCAGAUUGCUUUUUUCAAGCGCAUGGGGGAUCUGCAUAUGAUGUCAAGUUCUAUGGUGAUGAUGAUAAUGCAAUUUUGAUGAGUUGUGGUGAUGAUGGCCGGGUUCGAGGAUGGAGAUGGAAGGAACUUACAAGCUCUAAAUAUGAUAUUACUUCAGAAGGUCGUAGAAAUAAUAUCAAGCCCGUCCUUGAUGUGGUAAAUCCUCAACACAAAGGUCCUUGGGGUUCACUUUCACCUCUCCCUGAGAAUAAUGCUAUUGCUGUUAAUACUCAGGCAGGAUCUGUUUUUGCUGCGUCUGGUGAUUCUUGUGCGUAUUGUUGGGAUGUGGAAACUGGUAAAUUAAAAACAGUAUUCAAGGGUCACUCUGAUUACUUGCAUUGUAUUGUUGCUCGCAACUCAUCCAAUCAGAUCAUUACAGGUUCAGAGGACGGGACAACACGAAUUUGGGAUUGCAAAACUGGAAAGUGUAUCCAAGUGAUUGAUCCAGCAAAACAUUUGAAGUUAAAAGGACCCAUGUCAUGGGUUGGCUCUGUUGCUUUAGAUGCAAGUGAAAGCUGGUUGGCAUGCGGUAGUGGACGUAAUAUAUCACUUUGGAACCUUCCUGCCUCAGAGUGCACAUUAAAAUUUUCCACUCAAGCUUCUGUACAAGACAUGUUAUUUGACAAUAAUCAAAUUCUGACAGUUGGCGCGGAUCCUAUACUUAAUCGCUUUGACAUGAACGGUGAAAUCGUUUCACAAAUACCAUGUGCUUCUCCAUCAGCUUUUUCUAUCUCUUUACAUCCAGCAGGGGUUAUUGCGGUUGGAGGUUACGGAUGUCUUGUGGAUGUUAUCUCGCAAUUUGGCAGCCACAUGUGCACAUUUCGUUGCCAAUGUGUUUAGAAAAUGUUGCAAUGCGCAAUAUAGUCUGAAUUUCGAAGCUUGGAGCCCAGAGCCAAAACAACAAAAUGGCUUCUAACUCAAUGAAUAUCAAAGAUUACAUGGAUUUACAACAAAUUGCCGGUAGAUACGUAGUUAUUUCCUCAGGGCACAUUUAAAGUGUAUCUAAUCCAAAGGCUGGCCAGGGUAAUUUUUUUUAUGAGGGAACCAAAUACAGUAUGUCUUAAUUGUAAUAUACUGUAUAUGAAUUUGAAUAUCUAAUGAGGAGUAUUGUAUAAAUAUUGUUCUAUAAA
Molecule: messenger RNA, 1537 nt
Organism: Vicia villosa (hairy vetch)
Lineage: Eukaryota; Viridiplantae; Streptophyta; Magnoliopsida; Fabales; Fabaceae
Product: THO complex subunit 6-like
Exons: 13
Coding region: 111-1247 (378 amino acids)
Biological process (GO): mRNA export from nucleus
Cellular component (GO): transcription export complex; THO complex
Molecular function (GO): protein binding
Source: RefSeq, a predicted model, not a curated record